UGCAGUGAGCGCCUUGUGGAGAUCUCCAGUUGACUACGCUCCUUUUUCUCUGCUUUCUACUGGCAAGGAAACUACAUUUGAAGGAUUCUGGGAGACCUUAAAGCCACGCAAUGGAGGCAGUGACCUUGGAGGAUGUAACUGUGAACUUCUGUGAGGAGGAGUGGGCUCUGCUGAAUCCAGCCCAAAAGAAGCUCUACAGAGAUGUGAUGUUGGAAACUUUUGGGAAUAUAAAUGCUAUAGGAACGACUUUGGAAAACCAGCAAAUGGAAGAAGAAUACAAAAAUUGCUUGGAAAAUCUAAGAAAUGAAGAGAUAGCAAUGUUUGAUCGAGAAAAAUCUUGCAAUGAACAUGCAAACAUACUGCUUCAGAUUUCAGAUGCUAACGUGAGCAUGCAACAAGCUUCUUUAAAGCCAGUUAGAAGACCUGUUUGUGGAGAGCACAUAAUUGGGAAUUUAUCAUUGAAUGUAUCCAUUUCACCUCACCCUGAAGAGAAGCCAUAUGGGUAUUUGGGAUCUGAUGACAAAAUGAAUAAAUGCAAUGAACAUAGAAAAACCUGCUAUGAUUUCCAGUCCUUUCAGAAGCAUUCAAGUGCAGAGAAUGGAGAAAAGCCCUAUCAACAUGAACAGUGUGGGAAAUACUACUUAGAACUCAGUGAAAGAACUCACCCUGGAGAGAUCAUUGUUGGUCAGGACAGUGUGAAGGACUCAAACACACCAAGUUGUUUUCAAAUCCAUGGAGAAACUCACAUUGGGAAGAAACCAUACAUAUGCAAGAAAUAUGGAAUAACCUUCAAUACUCAAAGUUGUAAAAUUUCGGAAAGGAUACACAUGGAAGAGAAACAUCACGUAUGUAAGCAAUAUGGGAAAUCAUUCAGCAUAUACACUCAUUGUCAGAGUCAUAAAAGUACUCACACUGGGAAGAAGCCUUAUGUGUGCAAGCAGUGUGGAAAAACAUUCACUAGAAAGUUUUAUUCCAAGAUACAUGAAAACAUUCACACAGGGGUGAAACCUUAUGUGUGCAAGCAAUGUGGAAAAGCAUUUGCUACAAAGGCCUAUUCUAAAACACAUGAAAAAAUUCACACAGGAGAGAAACCUUUUGUGUGCAAACAGUGUGGAAAAGCAUUCACUACAAAAGCGUAUUUAAAAAUACAUGAAAAAGUUCACACAGGGGCAAAACCUUAUGUAUGCAAGCACUGUGGGAAGGCAUUCACUAUAAAGCAGUCUUGUCGAAGACAUGAGAAGGCUCACACUGUGAUGGAACCUUUUGUGUCUGAGGACUGUGGGAAGGCAUUCACUUCAUAUGAUUAUUUUGAAGUACAUUCAAGAACUUACACUAGAGAGAAACAUUAUGUGUGCAGACAUUGUGGGAAGGCAUACACUACACAUCAUAAUUGCCGAAUACAUGAAAGAACUCACACUGGGGAAAAGCCUUAUGUGUGCAAGCAUUGUGGGAAGGCUUUCACUGCCCGUCAAUCUUGUCACAGACAUGAAAGAACUCACACAGGGGAGAAACCUUAUUUGUGCAAACAUUGUGGGAAAGCAUUCACUGCAUACCAUAAUUGUCAGAUACAUGAAAGAAUUCACACUGGGGAGAAACCUUAUGUGUGUGAGUACUGUGGGAAGGCGUUCAUUAGUUACCGAUCCUGUCAGAUACAUAAAAGUGCACACACAGGGAACAAACCUUAUGUGUGUAAGCAAUGUGGAAAAGGAUUCUCUAUGAAGACUAAUUUUACAUGUCAUGAAAGAACUCACACUGGUGAGAAACCUUAUGUGUGCAAGCACUGUGGGAAGGCUUUUACUACACGCCGAUACUGUCAAGGACAUGAAAGAACACACACUGGGGAGAAACCUUAUGUGUGCACACACUGUGGGAAGGCGUUCGGUACACAACCUAAUUGUCACAGACAUGAAAGAACUCACACUGGGGAGAAAAAUUAUGCGUGCAAACAUUGUGGGAAGACAUUCAUUACAAAAUAUUCUUGUCAAAUGCAUGAAAGAUAUCACACUGGGGAGAAACCAUAUGUGUGCAAGCACUGCGGGAAAGCGUUCACUACAUAUCAGUAUUAUAGAGGACAUGAAAGAACACACACUGGGGAGAAACCUUUUGUGUGUAAGCAAUGUGGGAAGGCAUUCACUACACUGCAGUCUUGUCAAAUACAUGAAAGAGCUCACACAAACAAGGAAACAUAUGCAUGUGGGCCAUGUGGAAAAAGAUUUGUUAGUAAGUCCUCAUUUUAUCUACAUAGAUCUCACACUGAGGAACUACGCUAUAUAAACACUGGGGGAAGCAUUCAGUGAGCACAUUUUUUAAUCAGCUAUGUGAAAGCACUCAUACUGGAGAUGGACCUAUGUGUGUAAACCUAUUUGGAAAAGCUUGAGAAAAUUCUUCAUGUACUAGAGACCUGUAUACAUGUAAAUGAACAAUUUGAUGUCAAUAUUUCUUGUACUUUUUCCCCAGAAAAUACAU
Messenger RNA from Octodon degus (degu), 2466 nucleotides. RefSeq names its product zinc finger protein 791-like. Gene Ontology annotation, molecular function: DNA-binding transcription factor activity, RNA polymerase II-specific; RNA polymerase II transcription regulatory region sequence-specific DNA binding. Lineage: Eukaryota; Metazoa; Chordata; Mammalia; Rodentia; Octodontidae. Gene Ontology annotation, biological process: regulation of transcription by RNA polymerase II. Gene Ontology annotation, cellular component: nucleus. Bases 111 to 2297 code for a protein of 728 amino acids. The transcript is spliced from 4 exons. The record is from RefSeq and is a predicted model, not a curated record.